CCUGGCGCGGCGGAGUGUAAAAACACCGCCCCUGGAGGGGACAAAGGCGGCAGAGCCUUUCACACUAACAGCACUUGCCACCGAACAGUCUGUGAAGGCUACACCGGGGGGUGGUGAUGGUGUCGUCUUCGUCGUGAGCGAGGCUCCUCUGUCGCGAGUGAGUCGUCUUGUCGUCCCAUCCACUGCCGCCCGUGGCAGUGGCAAGCCGCGAGCUUCAAUGGAGCCACCGCAGCAGUCGGGAGAGGGCGGUGAGCAGUACAAAUUGGCCAAAGAGAGGCUGGAAAGCUGGCUCAACCGCAGCAUGAAAAUACGAAUGAGCGAUGGGCGCACACUGGUGGGGUCCUUCCUCUGUACUGACCGCGACUGUAAUGUCAUCCUCGGCUCGGCGCAGGAGUACCUCAAAGGCACCGAACCAUCUUCACAAGGGGAAGCGCGGGUACUGGGUCUCGCCAUGGUGCCUGGGCAUCACAUUCUCUCCAUCGAAGUGGAGACGAAUAGCAGCCACCCCCCAGACAUGUGAUGAAGCAACAUCUCUUUGACCGCAGACUUGGACUUGAAUUCCCAUAAUUUACACCUCUUAAAACAUUACCAUUUGCAACAUAGAGUUCUGUUGCCGAUAAUGCUCUGCUUGGCCACUCCUUAACUGGAAUGCAACUUUUGAUUUAAAGCUUUCGUGACUGCAGGGAUUCAUAUUCUUGGUUCUUUCGGUAAAGUAACGUAGAAGGGCAACAAAAAAUAUAUAUUUAUUU
This is a messenger RNA of Petromyzon marinus (sea lamprey), 749 nucleotides long. Its product is annotated as N-alpha-acetyltransferase 38, NatC auxiliary subunit. The record is from RefSeq and is a predicted model, not a curated record. Gene Ontology annotation, cellular component: NatC complex. Lineage: Eukaryota; Metazoa; Chordata; Hyperoartia; Petromyzontiformes; Petromyzontidae. Gene Ontology annotation, molecular function: RNA binding.